CGCCAGUCUCAGUAGCACCCGCGCCGCCGUCGCAUCACCAGUGCCGUCUCGUGUCUCUCGUCCGCCCUCACACCCACCCACCUGAGAGCCUAAUCCACGCCACGCCCAGGCUCUGUGGCACACUCUUUGGCACUUGUUUGGGUCGCAUCCCGCUGUUGACGGAAGUGUCAAGACCUGUGCCAUCUCUGCCAAAAGUUUGACAAGUGCUUGCGAGUAACAAUUUUUGGCGGGGAAUACUACACCCAUUCAUGUUAAGAUGUAGAACGUGCUUGCAGCGACCAGAUCCUUCCUGCGAGUCAAGACAGGGAUCCUGUCUACCUUUUCCAAAGGACUGGAACCUAAUAUUUUACAAGAUAAAGUUGGUGCUUGGCUGAUUAACCGAGUGUUGCCAUUAUUUGUGUGAGUGUGUGGAAAAUAUAAGUCUCAUGCUCUAAUAUAUACAUGAAGUAAAAUGCUGGUGUAUUUGUGUGUAAAGUGUGUGUUGGUGCAGCAUGGGUAACAGUGAAGGCAAGUUAGCAAGAGGAAGGAGGCAUGUAGAGCCGCCAUACAGCACUGCGCGACCACUGCCGCCCCUACCCACUGAUGAAUACGAGGAGGGGGAUGAUCUAGACGUCCCACCACCAUACCCACCACCGCCGCCUCCAGGGCAGGACCACAAGCGGUACUCCUGGCGGCUUAGGGACUCCGCCGUCUUUGGCCAGAGCGAUAACAAGAGGCGCUCCUGGCUACUCAACUUCUCCAACGGUAACGACAACAAUGCGAAGGGUAAAUUGGCGAAAGACGGUAAGGAUGUCAAUGAUGUUCAGUUAAAAACAGGUGCAGGUAGCAGGGAGAUUUUGAGUGACCCCGGUGUGAGGGGCUCCACGCAGGAGCCACGUUUAGACAUUGACAGUCCCUCCUGGGAGGUUGACAGCAAAGGUGAACUAGAUAAGAGUGUGAGUAGUGACACUCACUUGUACAGUAUGGACUCCGAGAGAGAGUCCGGUCACUCGACCUGGCAGAUACGAGACGGCAAGCUAAUUAGUGUGACGAAGGACAUCGUGAGAGGAGAGGACAACGACGCCCCAGGAUACAGUCUUCUCCACGAAUGUGUCAAACACGACCAGAGGAUCGGUCUGCCGUCCCUGGAAAUAAGUACCAAUUCGAACAUGAACGAAGAUUUGAAAAAUGUCAUUGACGAAUUACGAGGUAAACCUCAUGUAGACAGCAAGACAACUGUUAAAACUGUCUCAGACGGUAAGGGAGGUUUUGUCACAGUCACAACCACAGAAAAAACUAUUUCCUCCCAAGUCAGUAUUAACGGGAGAGACAUAAGAUCAACUCCAAAUGAUUCUUUGAGUAAACUUGAAGCAGAGUUGACUGCUCUGCUCUCCCCGGAGUUAGAUGUGCAUGGAAGCUCAGAGGUGCCCAGAAUAAAUGGCAGACAAUUGGAUGCUCAAACUUCUGGGGUGGGAUCAGGGAUACACAGUAAUGGAAACAUGUUAGGAGGUACUCAAACAUACAGUUCACACAUACAACAGAGCUACAACAUAUCCAUUACACCAAAUCUUCCACUACCUGAUAUACAAGAAUUCUCAAGAAAAGGUGUUCCGUUGCUUCCAGACCUUAUAAAAGGAGAUGGAAGGACAGGUUACGAUAGUAAGAGUUCAACAGGGAGUGGUGACAUGUCCUUCAAUCUGGACACAUCUGGCCAUGGGUCAGACCUCAGGGUUGAAGGCAGGAGUCCGGACAUGGCUCUCGGAUUUGAUAAGGCUGGGGCUAAAUUCGAUUUGAGAGCUGAUGAGCCACACAUCAAAGGAGAUAUUAGAGGAGAUUAUUCAGUUUCUGGAGAGGUUCCAAGUUCCAAGGUUAAAAGCAGGUUGAGAAUCGGUGCUCCAGAGAAUGACAUUAAUAUUCCAGGUAGUCUCAGCUUCCCAAGUGGUGAUAUUCAUAGAACAGUAAUGAUGCCAUCUGCUGAAGUGUCAGUGUCACCAGUUCAGGGUGAAGGUGCUCUUGAUGCCAGUCUUGGUGUUUCAGUUCCUGAAAGCGAAGCUAAUAUAGAGGUUGACUCUUCUAAACUCAAAGUAAAAGGAGAAAAGCCAAAAAUAAAACUUGGUUCAUGCUUUGGUAAACCAAAAAGCCCUCAAAUAGAAGACGAAUAUAAACAGAGCAAAUUGAACACUGAAGGUCCUGAGGCAAGUGCCAGUGCCACUAUUAAGUCACCUCAGGCAGAGGUUCACACAGACUCUGCUCAGUUGAAAGUGGAAGUCAACACACCUGAUGUUGACAUUGAAGUUGAUUCACCAAAACUGAAAACAAAAGCUGACAAACCAAAAGCUAAACUUGGAUCUUGUUUCGGUAAACCCAAAAGUCCCAAAAUUGAAGGUGAAUAUGAACCAGGUAAACUUGAGGGCCCAGAGGCCAGUGUUGAGGCUACUGUCAAAACCCCAGAAGUGAAAGGUGACAUCAGUGUUGAGUCUCCAGACGUGAAAGUGAAAGGAGUGAAACCCAAAGCUAAACUUGGAUCAUGUUUCGGUAAACCAAAAAGUCCCAAAAUUGAAGGUGAAUAUAAACCAGGCAAAGUUGACAUUGAGGGCCCAGAAGUGGGAGGGAGUGCCAGUAUAGAACCACUUGAGGCCCGAGCUGAUAUAGACGUUGAGGCACCUGAGCUUAAAGUAAAAGCUGGCACACCAGGUGCCACUAUCGACAUUGAUUCACCUGAAGUGAAGGUGAAGGCAGGAAAACCAAAAGCUAAGUUACCUUCUUGCUUCGGUAAACCAAAGAGUCCUGAAAUUGAAGGUGAAUACAAACCAGGAAAAGUAGAAUUGGAAGCACCAGAAGCCAGCGUUGGUGCUAGCAUUAGCUCUCCUGAAGCUAAGGCUGAAGUCAACAUUGAGCCUCCAGAUGUGGAAGUUAAAGCAGGUAAACCAAAAGCUAAACUGGGAUCUUGUUUUGGUAAACCAAAGACUCCGAAGGUUGAAGGAGAAUAUAAACCGGGUAAACUUGAAGUUGAGGGCCCCGAGAUCAGUGCUGGGGCAAGUGUCAACACACCUGAAGCUAAGGCAGACAUUGAUAUUGAAUCACCUGAUGUGAAAGUCAAAGGUGGAAAAGGAAUUGGAAAGCCUAAAUCCAAGUUUGGAUCAUGCUUUGGCAAACCCAAGGGAGCCGACAUAGACGCUUCCUACCAGCCUGGAGAGCUGAAGUUUGAAGGUCCCGAAAUACCAAAAGUACGAGCUGAAGUUCCUUCCAUAGAAGGGAAAAUGAAAGUGGAAACACCAAAACUUGAUGUUAGUCCCUCAGUUGAAGUCGACAUUCCUAAACUACCUGAAGUGAAGGGAGGAUUUGGACUUGAUAUUGAUGUACCAAAGAUUGAGCCAUCACUAAAAAUUGAAGGUGAUAUUCCAGAUUUACCCAAAGUUGAAGCUGAACUUGGAGGCAGGGGUAAUAUUCCAGAUGUAGAGAUUGAGGGAAAAAUUCCUAAAGUUCCAGGAAUUAAGGCUGAUGUUGAUCUUGAUGGAAUAACACCUGAAGUAAGAUUUGAGGGUGAAAUACCAGAAUUACCAAAGGGAAAAGCCAGCUUGGACUUAAGUGGAGCCAUCCCAAGUGUCUCUGGAGAUAUAAAAGGAAUUGAUAUUUCACUACCAGAUAUUCCAAGUCCAAAGAUUGAAGCAGAAAUUAAAGGUGACCUGCCAUCUGUUGAGGUCCCUGAAGCCAAGAUUUCUCUGCCCUCAGGUCCCUCAUUACCAGCUGCAGAGUUUAAGGGCGAAGUUAAGGCCCCAGAGUUAACUGGAACAGUGAAAAUGCCACAACCUGAAGUUAAGGUCAAGAAAGCCAAAUUAGGCCCAUGUGCCUGUCUUGGUAAACAAGGAAAAUUGAAAAAGGAGGAGCCGUAUAUGGCUGCUGAAGUUGGAGGAAAAGCUAAAGGAGAAUUGAAAGGCAUUGAUGCUGGACUGGAGAUUGAAAAUGAAGGUUUGAAAGUUGAAGGUCCUGAGGCACAAGCCUCUCUCAGUGUGGAAGCUCCUGAAUUAAAGACAAAGAAAGGGAAAGUAUCAGGGAAGCCCAAAGCAUCUUUGGGAUCCUGUUUUGGUAAACCAAAGACUCCAACUGCAAGUGGUGAAUAUGCAGCUGAUGCUGGUGUAGAAGGCUCACUUUCUAUUGAUCCCAAAGUUAAAGUUGAGGGUGAAGGUGUUGCCGGGCCCAGUGUUAGUGUUGCUCUUCCUGAAGGAAAGGCUGAGAUCAAAGUUGACUCUCCCGAUGUGAAGGUGAAAGGAGGAAAACCCAAAGCUAAACUGGGAUCAUGUUUUGGUAAACCCAAAAGUCCCAAAAUUGAAGGUGAAUAUAAACCAGGUAAACUUGAGGGCCCAGAGGCCAGUGUUGAGGCUACUGUCAAAGCCCCAGAAGUGAAAGGUGACAUCAGUGUUGAGUCUCCAGACAUAAAAGUGAAAGGAGGGAAACCCAAAGCUAAACUUGGAUCUUGUUUCGGUAAACCAAAAAGUCCCAAAAUUGAAGGUGAAUAUAAACCAGGCAAAGUUGACAUUGAGGGCCCAGAAGUGGGAGGAAGUGCCAGUAUAGAACCACUUGAGGCCCGAGCUGAUAUAGACGUUGAGGCACCUGAGCUUAAAGUAAAAGCUGGCACACCAGGUGCCGCUAUCGACAUUGAUUCACCUGAAGUGAAGGUGAAGGCAGGAAAACCAAAAGCUAAGUUACCUUCUUGCUUCGGUAAACCAAAGAGUCCUGAAAUUGAAGGUGAAUACAAACCCGGAAAAGUAGAAUUGGAAGCACCAGAAGCCAGCGUUGGUGCUAGCAUUAGCUCUCCUGAAGCUAAGGCUGAAGUCAACAUUGAUACUCCAGAUGUGAAAGUGAAAGGAGGUAAACCAAAAGCUAAACUGGGAUCUUGUUUCGGUAAACCAAAGACUCCGAAGGUUGAAGGAGAAUAUAAACCGGGUAAACUUGAAGUUGAGGGCCCCGAGAUCAGUGUUGGGGCAAGUGUCAACACACCUGAAGCUAAGGCAGACAUUGAUAUUGAAUCACCUGAUGUGAAAGUCAAAGGUGGAAAAGGAAUUGGAAAGCCUAAAGCCAAGUUUGGAUCAUGCUUUGGCAAACCCAAGGGAGCCGACAUAGACGCUUCCUACCAGCCUGGAGAGCUUAAGUUUGAAGGUCCCGAAAUACCAAAAGUACGAGCUGAAGUUCCUUCCAUAGAAGGGAAAAUGAAAGUGGAAACACCAAAACUUGAUGUUAGUCCCUCAGUUGAAGUCGACAUUCCUAAACUACCUGAAGUGAAGGGAGGAUUUGGACUUGAUAUUGAUGUACCAAAGAUUGAGCCAUCACUAAAAAUUGAAGGUGAUAUUCCAGAUUUACCCAAAGUUGAAGCUGAACUUGGAGGCAGAGGUAAUAUUCCAGAUGUAGAGAUUGAGGGAAAAAUUCCUAAAGUUCCAGGAAUUAAGGCUGAUGUUGAUCUUGAUGGAAUAACACCUGAAGUAAGAUUUGAGGGUGAAAUAACAGAAUUACCAAAGGGAAAAGCCAGCUUGGACUUAAGUGGAGCCAUCCCAAGUGUCUCUGGAGAUAUAAAAGGAAUUGAUAUUUCACUACCAGAUAUUCCAAGUCCAAAGAUUGAAGCAGAAAUUAAAGGUGACCUGCCAUCUGUUGAGGUCCCUGAAGCCAAGAUUUCUCUGCCCUCAGGGCCCUCAUUACCAGCUGCAGAGUUUAAGGGAGAAGUUAAGGCCCCAGAGUUAUCUGGAACAGUGAAAAUGCCACAACCUGAAGUUAAGGGCAAGAAAGCCAAACUAGGCCCAUGUGCCUGUCUUGGGAAACAAGGAAAAUUGAAAAAGGAGGAGCCGUAUAUGGCUGCGGAAGUUGGAGGAAAAGCUAAAGGAGAACUAAAGGGUAUUGAUGCUGGACUGGAAAUUGAAAAUGAAGGUUUGAAAAUUGAAGGUCCUGAGGCACAAGCCUCUCUCAGUGUGGAAGCUCCUGAAUUAAAGACAAAGAAAGGGAAAGUAUCAGGGAAGCCCAAAGUAUCUUUGGGAUCCUGUUUUGGUAAACCAAAGACUCCAACUGCAAGUGGUGAAUAUGCAGCUGAUGCUGGUGUAGAAGGCUCACUUUCUAUUGAUCCCAAAGUUAAAGUUGAGGGUGAAGGUGUUGCAGGGCCCAGUGUUAGUGUUGCUCUUCCUGAAGGAAAGGCUAAGAUCGAUGUUGAUUCUCCCGAUGUGAAGGUGAAAGGAGGAAAACCCAAAGCUAAACUGGGAUCAUGUUUUGGUAAACCCAAAAGUCCCAAAAUUGAAGGUGAAUAUAAACCAGGUAAACUUGAGGGCCCAGAGGCCAGUGUUCAGGCUACUGUCAAAGCCCCAGAAGUGAAAGGUGACAUCAGUGUUGAGUCUCCAGACAUGAAAGUGAAAGGAGUGAAACCCAAAGCUAAACUUGGAUCUUGUUUCGGUAAGCCAAAAAGUCCCAAAAUUGAAGGUGAAUAUAAACCAGGCAAAGUUGACAUUGAGGGCCCAGAAGUGGGAGGGAGUGCCAGUAUAGAACCACUUGAGGCCCGAGCUGAUAUAGACGUUGAGGCACCUGAGCUUAAAGUAAAAGCUGGCACACCAGGUGCCGCUAUCGACAUUGAUUCACCUGAAGUGAAGGUGAAGGCAGGAAAACCAAAGUCAAAGUUUGGGUCUUGCUUCGGUAAACCAAAGAGUCCCAAAAUUGAAGGUGAAUACAAACCCGGAAAAGUAGAAUUGGAAGCACCAGAAGCCAGCGUUGGUGCUAGCAUUAGCUCUCCUGAAGCUAAGGCUGAAGUCAACAUUGAUACUCCAGAUGUGAAAGUGAAAGGAGGUAAACCAAAAGCUAAACUGGGAUCUUGCUUCGGUAAACCAAAGACUCCGAAGGUUGAAGGAGAAUAUAAACCGGGUAAACUUGAAGUUGAGGGCCCCGAGAUCAGUGUUGGGGCAAGUGUCAACACGCCUGAAGCUAAGGCAGACAUUGAUAUUGAAUCACCUGAUGUGAAAGUCAAAGGUGGAAAAGGAAUUGGAAAGCCUAAAGCCAAGUUUGGAUCAUGCUUUGGCAAACCCAAGGGAGCAGACAUAGACGCUUCCUACCAGCCUGGAGAGCUGAAGUUUGAAGGUCCUGAAGUACCAAAAGUACGAGCUGAACUUCCUUCCAUAGAAGGGAAAAUGAAAGUGGAAACACCAAAACUUGAUGUUAGUCCCUCAGUUGAAGUCGACAUUCCUAAACUACCUGAAGUGAAGGGAGGAUUUGGACUUGAUAUUGAUGUACCAAAGAUUGAGCCAUCACUGAAAAUUGAAGGUGAUAUUCCAGAUUUACCCAAAGUUGAAGCUGAACUUGGAGGCAGAGGUAAUAUUCCAGAUGUAGAGAUUGAGGGAAAAAUUCCUAAAGUUCCAGGAAUUAAGGCAGAUGUUGAUCUUGAUGGAAUAACACCUGAAGUAAGAUUUGAGGGUGAAAUACCAGAAUUACCAAAGGGAAAAGCCAGCUUGGACUUAAGUGGAGCCAUCCCAAGUGUCUCUGGAGAUAUAAAAGGAAUUGAUAUUUCACUACCAGAUAUUCCAAGUCCAAAGAUUGAAGCAGAAGUUAAAGGUGACCUGCCAUCUGUUGAGGUCCCUGAAGCCAAGAUUUCUCUGCCCUCAGGUCCCUCAUUACCAGCUGCAGAGUUUAAGGGAGAAGUUAAGGCCCCAGAGUUAUCUGGAACAGUGAAAAUGCCACAACCUGAAGUUAAGGUAAAGAAAGCCAAACUAGGCCCAUGUGCCUGUCUUGGUAAACAAGGAAAAGUGGAAAAGGAGGAGCCGUAUAUGGCUGCUGAAGUUGGAGGACAAGCUAAAGGAGAACUAAAAGGCAUUGAUGCUGGACUGGAAAUUGAAAGUGAAGGUUUGAAAGUUGAAGGUCCUGAGGCACAAGCCUCUCUCAGUGUGGAAGCUCCUGAAUUAAAGACAAAGAAAGGGAAAGUAUCAGGGAAGCCCAAAGCUUCUUUGGGAUCCUGUUUUGGUAAACCAAAGACUCCAUCUGCAAGUGGUGAAUAUGCAGCUGAUGCUGGUGUAGAAGGUUCACUUUCUAUUGAUCCCAAAAUUAAAAUUGAGGGUGAAGGUGUUGCCGGGCCCAGUGUUAGUGUUGCUCUUCCUGAAGGAAAGGCUGAUAUCGAAGUUGAUUCUCCUGAUGUGAAGGUGAAAGGAGGAAAACCCAAAGCUAAAUUGGGAUCAUGUUUUGGUAAACCCAAAAGUCCCAAAAUUGAAGGUGAAUAUAAACCAGGUAAACUUGAGGGCCCAGAGGCAAGUGUUGAGGCUACUGUCAAAGCCCCAGAAGUGAAAGGUGACAUCAGUGUUGAGUCUCCAGACGUGAAAGUGAAAGGAGGGAAACCCAAAGCUAAACUUGGAUCAUGUUUCGGUAAACCAAAAAGUCCCAAAAUUGAAGGUGAAUAUAAACCAGGCAAAGUUGACAUUGAGGGCCCAGAAGUGGGAGGGAGUGCCAGUAUAGAACCACUUGAGGCCCGAGCUGAUAUAGACGUUGAGGCACCUGAGCUUAAAGUAAAAGCUGGCACACCAGGUGCCACUAUCGACAUUGAUUCACCUGAAGUGAAGGUGAAGGCAGGAAAACCAAAGUCAAAGUUUGGGUCUUGCUUCGGUAAACCAAAGAGUCCCAAAAUUGAAGGUGAAUACAAACCCGGAAAAGUAGAAUUGGAAGCACCAGAAGCCAGCGUUGGUGCUAGCAUUAGCUCUCCUGAAGCUAAGGCUGAAGUCAGCAUUGAUACUCCAGAUGUGAAAGUGAAAGGAGGAAAACCAAAAGGUAAACUGGGUUCUUGUUUUGGUAAACCAAAGACUCCCAAGGUUGAAGGAGAAUAUAAACCGGGUAAACUUGAAGUUGAGGGCCCCGAGAUCAGUGUUGGGGCAAGUGUCAACACGCCUGAAGCUAAGGCAGACAUUGAUAUUGAUUCACCUGAUGUGAAAGUCAAAGGUGGAAAAGGAAUUGGAAAGCCUAAAGCCAAGUUUGGAUCAUGCUUUGGCAAACCCAAGGGAGCAGACAUAGACGCUUCCUACCAGCCUGGAGAGCUGAAGUUUGAAGGUCUCGAAAUACCAAAAGUACGAGCUGAACUUCCUUCCAUAGAAGGAAAAAUGAAAGUGGAAACACCAAAACUUGAUGUUAGUCCCUCAGUUGAUGUCGACAUUCCUAAACUACCUGAAGUGAAGGGAGGAUUUGGACUUGAUAUUGAUGUACCAAAGAUUGAGCCAUCACUGAAAAUUGAAGGUGAUAUUCCAGAUUUACCCAAAGUUGAAGCUGAACUUGGAGGCAGAGGUAAUAUUCCAGAUGUAGAGAUUGAGGGAAAAAUUCCUAAAGUUCCAGGAAUUAAGGCAGAUGUUGAUCUUGAUGGUAUAACACCUGAAGUAAGAUUUGAGGGUGAAAUACCAGAAUUACCAAAGGGAAAAGCCAGCUUGGACUUAAGUGGAGCCAUCCCAAGUGUCUCUGGAGAUAUAAAAGGAAUUGAUAUUUCACUACCAGAUAUUCGAAGUCCAAAGAUUGAAGCAGAAGUUAAAGGUGACCUGCCAUCUGUUGAGGUCCCUGAAGCCAAGAUUUCUCUGCCCUCAGGUCCCUCAUUACCAGCUGCAGAGUUUAAGGGAGAAGUUAAGGCCCCAGAGUUAUCUGGAACAGUGAAAAUGCCACAACCUGAAGUUAAGGUCAAGAAAGCCAAACUAGGCCCAUGUGCCUGUCUUGGUAAACAAGGAAAAGUGAAAAAGGAGGAGCCGUAUAUGGCUGCGGAAGUUGGAGGAAAAGCUAAAGGAGAACUAAAGGGUAUUGAUGCUGGACUGGAAAUUGAAAAUGAAGGUUUGAAAAUUGAAGGUCCUGAGGCACAAGCCUCUCUCAGUGUGGAAGCUCCUGAAUUAAAGACAAAGAAAGGGAAAGUAUCAGGGAAGCCCAAAGCAUCUUUGGGAUCCUGUUUUGGUAAACCAAAGACUCCAACUGCAAGUGGUGAAUAUGCAGCUGAUGCUGGUGUAGAAGGCUCACUUUCUAUUGAUCCCAAAGUUAAAAUUGAGGGUGAAGGUGUUGCCGGGCCCAGUGUUAGUGUUGCUCUUCCUGAAGGAAAGGCUGAUAUCGAAGUUGAUUCUCCCGAUGUGAAGGUGAAAGGAGGAAAACCCAAAGCUAAAUUGGGAUCAUGUUUCGGCAAACCCAAAAGUCCCAAAAUUGAAGGUGAAUAUAAACCAAGUAAACUUGAGGGCCCAGAGGCCAGUGUUGAGGCUACUGUCAAAGCCCCAGAAGUGAAAGGUGACAUCAGUGUGGAGUCUCCAGACGUGAAAGUGAAAGGAGGGAAACCCAAAGCUAAACUUGGAUCUUGUUUCGGUAAACCAAAAAGUCCCAAAAUUGAAGGUGAAUAUAAACCAGGCAAAGUUGACAUUGAGGGCCCAGAAGUGGGAGGAAGUGCCAGUAUAGAACCACUUGAGGCCCGAGCUGAUAUAGACGUUGAGGCACCUGAGCUUAAAGUAAAAGCUGGCACACCAGGUGCCACUAUCGACAUUGAUUCCCCUGAAGUGAAGGUGAAGGCAGGAAAACCAAAGUCAAAGUUUGGGUCUUGCUUCGGUAAACCAAAGAGUCCCAAAAUUGAAGGUGAAUACAAACCCGGAAAAGUAGAAUUGGAAGCACCAGAAGCCAGCGUUGGGGCUAGCAUUAGCUCUCCUGAAGCUAAGGCUGAAGUCAACAUUGAUACUCCAGAUGUGAAAGUGAAAGCAGGUAAACCAAAAGCUAAACUGGGAUCUUGUUUCGGUAAACCAAAGACUCCCAAGGUUGAAGGAGAAUACAAACCGGGUAAACUUGAAGUUGAGGGCCCCGAGAUCAGUGCUGGGGCAAGUGUCAACACACCUGAAGCUAAGGCAGACAUUGAUAUUAAAUCACCAGAUGUGAAAGUCAAAGGUGGGAAAGGAAUUGGAAAGCCUAAAGCCAAGUUUGGAUCAUGCUUUGGCAAACCCAAGGGAGCUGACAUAGACGCUUCCUACCAGCCUGGAGAGGUUAAGUUUGAAGGUCCCGAAAUACCAAAAGUACGAGCUGAAGUUCCUUCUAUAGAAGGGAAAAUGGAAGUGGAAACACCAAAACUUGAUGUUAGUCCCUCAGUUGAAGUCGACAUUCCUGAACUACCUGAAGUGAAGGGAGGAUUUGGAAUUGAUAUUGAUGUACCAAAGAUUGAGCCAUCAUUGAAAAUUGAAGGUGAUAUUCCUGAUUUACCCAAAGUUGAAGCUGAACUGGGAGGCAGAGGUAAUAUUCCAGAUGUAGAGAUUAUGGGUAAAGUUCCAGGAAUUAAGGCAGAUGUUGAUCUUGAUGGAAUAACACCUGAAGUAAGAUUUGAGGGUGAAAUACCAGAAUUACCAAAGGGAAAAGCCAGCUUGGACUUAAGUGGAGCCAUCCCAAGUGUCUCUGGAGAUAUAAAAGGAAUUGAUAUUUCACUACCAGAUAUUCCAAGUCCAAAGAUUGAAGCAGAAAUUAAAGGUGACCUGCCAUCUGUUGAGGUCCCUAAAGCCAAGAUUUCUCUGCCCUCAGGUCCCUCAUUACCAGCUGCAGAGUUUAAAGGAGAAGUUAAGGCCCCAGAGUUAUCUGGAACAGUGAAAAUGCCACAACCUGAAGUUAAGGUCAAGAAAGCCAAACUAGGCCCAUGUGCCUGUCUUGGUAAACAAGGAAAAUUGAAAAAGGAGGAGCCGUAUAUGGCUGCGGAAGUUGGAGGAAAAGCUAAAGGAGAACUAAAGGGUAUUGAUGCUGGACUGGAAAUUGAAAGUGAAGGUUUGAAAGUUGAAGGUCCUGAGGCACAAGCCUCUCUCAGUGUGGAAGCUCCUGAAUUAAAGACAAAGAAAGGGAAAGUAUCAGGGAAGCCCAAAGCAUCUUUGGGAUCCUGUUUUGGUAAACCAAAGACUCCAACUGCAAGUGGUGAAUAUGCAGCUGAUGCUGGUGUAGAAGGCUCACUUUCUAUUGAUCCCAAUAUUAGAGUUGAGGGUGAAGGUGUUGCCGGGCCCAGUGUUAGUGUUGCUCUUCCUGAAGGAAAGGCUGAGAUCGAAGUUGAUUCUCCCGAUGUGAAGGUGAAAGGAGGAAAACCCAAAGCUAAACUGGGAUCAUGUUUUGGUAAACCAAAGGGUCCCAAAAUUGAAGGUGAAUAUGAACCAGGUAAACUUGAGGGCCCAGAGGCCAGUGUUGAGGCCACUGUCAAAGCCCCAGAAGUGAAAGGUGACAUCAGUGUUGAGUCUCCAGACAUGAAAGUGAAAGGAGGGAAACCCAAAGCUAAACUUGGAUCAUGUUUCGGUAAACCAAAAAGUCCCAAAAUUGAAGGUGAAUAUAAACCAGGCAAAGUUGACAUUGAGGGCCCAGAAGUGGGAGGAAGUGCCAGUAUAGAACCACUUGAGGCCCGAGCUGACAUAGACGUUGAGGCACCUGAGCUUAAAGUAAAAGCUGGCACACCAGGUGCCACUAUCGACAUUGAUUCACCUGAAGUGAAGGUGAAGGCAGGAAAACCAAAGUCAAAGUUUGGGUCUUGCUUCGGUAAACCAAAGAGUCCCAAAAUUGAAGGUGAAUACAAACCCGGAAAAGUAGAAUUGGAAGCACCAGAAGCCAGCGUUGGUGCUAGCAUUAGCUCUCCUGAAGCUAAGGCUGAAGUCAGCAUUGAUACUCCAGAUGUGAAAGUGAAAGGAGGUAAACCAAAAGCUAAACUGGGAUCUUGUUUCGGUAAACCAAAGACUCCCAAGGUUGAAGGAGAAUAUAAACCGGGUAAACUUGAAGUUGAGGGCCCCGAGAUCAGUGCUGGGGCAAGUGUCAACACACCUGAAGCUAAGGCAGACAUUGAUAUUGAAUCACCUGAUGUGAAAGUCAAAGGUGGAAAAGGAAUUGGAAAGCCGAAAGUCAAGUUUGGAUCAUGCUUUGGCAAACCCAAGGGAGCAGACAUAGACGCUUCCUACCAGCCUGGAGAGCUGAAGUUUGAAGGUCCCGAAAUACCAAAAGUACGAGCUGAAGUUCCUUCCAUAGAAAGGAAAAUGAAAGUGGAAACACCAAAACUUGAUGUUAGUCCCUCAGUUGAAGUCGACAUUCUUAAACUACCUGAAGUGAAGGGAGGAUUUGGAGUUGAUAUUGACGUACCAAAGAUUGAGCCAUCACUGAAAAUUGAAGGUGAUAUUCCUGAUUUACCCAAAGUUGAAGCUGAACUUGGUGGCAGAGGUAAUAUUCCAGAUGUAGAGAUUGAGGGAAAAAUUCCUAAAGUUCCAGGAAUUAAGGCUGAUGUUGAUCUUGAUGGAAUAACACCUGAAGUAAGAUUUCAGGGUGAAAUACCAGAAUUACCAAAGGGAAAAGCCAGCUUGGACUUAAGUGGAGCCAUCCCAAGUGUCUCUGGAGAUAUAAAAGGAAUUGAUAUUUCACUACCAGAUAUUCCAAGUCCAAAGAUUGAAGCAGAAAUUAAAGGUGACCUGCCAUCUGUUGAGGUCCCUGAAGCCAAGAUUUCUCUGCCCUCAGGUCCCUCAUUACCAGCUGCAGAGUUUAAGGGAGAAGUUAAGGCCCCAGAGUUAUCUGGAACAGUGAAAAUGCCACAACCUGAAGUUAAGGUCAAGAAAGCCAAACUAGGCCCAUGUGCCUGUCUUGGGAAACAAGGAAAAGUGAAAAAGGAGGAGCCGUAUAUGGCUGCGGAAGUUGGAGGAAAAGCUAAAGGAGAACUAAAGGAUAUUGAUGCUGGACUGGAAAUUGAAAGUGAAGGUUUGAAAGUUGAAGGUCCUGAGGCACAAGCCUCUCUCAGUGUGGAAGCUCCUGAAUUAAAGACAAAGAAAGGGAAAGUAUCAGGGAAGCCCAAAGCUUCUUUGGGAUCCUGUUUUGGUAAACCAAAGACUCCAACUGCAAGUGGUGAAUAUGAAGCUGAUGCUGGUGUAGAAGGCUCACUUUCUAUUGAUCCCAAAGUUAAAGUUGAGGGUGAAGGUGUUGCCGGGCCCAGUGUUAGUGUUGCUCUUCCUGAAGGAAAGGCUGAGAUCGAAGUUGAUUCUCCCGAUGUGAAGGUGAAAGGAGGAAAACCCAAAGCUAAAUUGGGAUCAUGUUUCGGCAAACCCAAAAGUCCCAAAAUUGAAGGUGAAUAUAAACCAAGUAAACUUGAGGGCCCAGAGGCCAGUGUUGAGGCUACUGUCAAAGCCCCAGAAGUGAAAGGUGACAUCAGUGUUGAGUCUCCAGACGUGAAAGUGAAAGGAGGGAAACCCAAAGCUAAACUUGGAUCAUGUUUCGGUAAACCAAAAAGUCCCAAAAUUGAAGGUGAAUAUAAACCAGGCAAAGUUGACAUUGAGGGCCCAGAAGUGGGAGGAAGUGCCAGUAUAGAACCACUUGAGGCCCGAGCUGAUAUAGACGUUGAGGCACCUGAGCUUAAAGUAAAAGCUGGCACACCAGGUGCCACUAUCGACAUUGAUUCACCUGAAGUGAAGGUGAAGGCAGGAAAACCAAAAGCUAAGUUACCUUCUUGCUUCGGUAAACCAAAGAGUCCUGAAAUUGAAGGUGAAUACAAACCCGGAAAAGUAGAAUUGGAAGCACCAGAAGCCAGCGUUGGUGCUAGCAUUAGCUCUCCUGAAGCUAAGGCUGAAGUCAACAUUGAUACUCCAGACGUGAAAGUGAAAGGAAGUAAACCAAAAGGUAAACUGGGAUCUUGUUUCGGUAAACCAAAGACUCCCAAGGUUGAAGGAGAAUAUAAACCGGGUAAACUUGAAGUUGAGGGCCCCGAGAUCAGUGUUGGGGCAAGUGUCAACACACCUGAAGCUAAGGCAGACAUUGAUAUUGAAUCACCUGAUGUGAAAGUCAAAGGUGGAAAAGGAAUUGGAAAGCCGAAAGUCAAGUUUGGAUCAUGCUUUGGCAAACCCAAGGGAGCAGACAUAGACGCUUCCUACCAGCCUGGAGAGCUGAAGUUUGAAGGUCCCGAAAUACCAAAAGUACGAGCUGAAGUUCCUUCCAUAGAAGGGAAAAUGAAAGUGGAAACACCAAAACUUGAUGUUAGUCCCUCAGUUGAAGUCGACAUUCCUAAACUACCUGAAGUGAAGGGAGGAUUUGGAGUUGAUAUUGACGUACCAAAGAUUGAGCCAUCACUGAAAAUUGAAGGUGAUAUUCCUGAUUUACCCAAAGUUGAAGCUGAACUUGGAGGCAAAGGUAAUAUUCCAGAUGUAGAGAUUAUGGGUAAAGUUCCAGGAAUUAAGGCUGAUGUUGAUCUUGAUGGAAUAACACCUGAAGUAAGAUUUGAGGGUGAAAUACCAGAAUUACCAAAGGGAAAAGCCAGCUUGGACUUAAGUGGAGCCAUCCCAAGUGUCUCUGGAGAUAUAAAAGGAAUUGAUAUUUCACUACCAGAUAUUCCAAGUCCAAAGAUUGAAGCAGAAAUUAAAGGUGACCUGCCAUCUGUUGAGGUCCCUGAAGCCAAGAUUUCUCUGCCUUCAGGUCCCUCAUUACCAGCUGCAGAGUUUAAGGGAGAAGUUAAGGCCCCAGAGUUAUCUGGGACAGUGAAAAUGCCACAACCUGAAGUUAAGGUCAAGAAAGCCAAACUAGGCCCAUGUGCCUGUCUUGGUAAACAAGGAAAAUUGAAAAAGGAGGAGCCGUAUAUGGCUGCUGAAGUUGGAGGACAAGCUAAAGGAGAACUAAAAGGUAUUGAUGCUGGACUGGAAAUUGAAAGUGAAGGUUUGAAAGUUGAAGGUCCUGAGGCACAAGCCUCUCUCAGUGUGGAAGCUCCUGAGUUAAAGACAAAGAAAAUGAAAGUAUCAGGGAAGCCCAAAGCAUCUUUGGGAUCCUGUUUUGGUAAACCAAAGACUCCAACUGCAAGUGGUGAAUAUGCAGCUGAUGCUGGUGUAGAAGGCUCACUUUCUAUUGAUCCCAAAAUUAAAGUUGAGGGUGAAGGUGUUGCCGGGCCCAGUGUUAGUGUUGCUCUUCCGGAAGGAAAGGCUGAGAUGGAAGUUGAUUCUCCCGAUGUGAAGGUGAAAGGAGGAAAACCCAAAGCUAAACUGGGAUCAUGUUUCGGAAAACCCAAAAGUCCCACUAUUGAAGGUGAAUAUAAACCAGGUAAACUUGAGGGCCCAGAGGCAAGUUUUGAGGCUACUGUCAAAGCCCCAGAAGUAAAAGGUGACAUCAGUGUUGAGUCUCCAGACGUGAAAGUGAAAGGAGGGAAACCCAAAGCUAAACUUGGAUCAUGUUUCGGUAAACCAAAAAGUCCCAAAAUUGAAGGUGAAUAUAAACCAGGCAAAGUUGACAUUGAGGGCCCAGAAGUGGGAGGGAGUGCCAGUAUAGAACCACUUGAGGCCCGAGCUGAUAUAGACGUUGAGGCACCUGAGCUUAAAGUAAAAGCUGGCACACCAGGUGCCACUAUCGACAUUGAUUCACCUGAAGUGAAGGUGAAGGCAGGAAAACCAAAAGCUAAGUUACCUUCUUGCUUCGGUAAACCAAAGAGUCCUGAAAUUGAAGGUGAAUACAAACCCGGAAAAGUAGAAUUGGAAGCACCAGAAGCCAGCGUUGGUGCUAGCAUUAGCUCUCCUGAAGCUAAGGCUGAAGUCAACAUUGAUACUCCAGAUGUGAAAGUGAAAGGAGGUAAACCAAAAGCUAAACUGGGAUCUUGCUUUGGUAAACCAAAGACUCCGAAGGUUGAAGGAGAAUAUAAACCGGGUAAACUUGAAGUUGAGGGCCCCGAGAUCAGUGUUGGGGCAAGUGUCAACACGCCUGAAGCUAAGGCAGACAUUGAUAUUGAAUCACCUGAUGUGAAAGUCAAAGGUGGAAAAGGAAUUGGAAAGCCUAAAGCCAAGUUAGGGUCAUGCUUUGGCAAACCCAAGGGAGCAGACAUAGACGCUUCCUACCAGCCUGGAGAGCUUAAGUUUGAAGGUCCUGAAAUACCAAAAGUACGAGCUGAAGUUCCUUCCAUAGAAGGAAAAAUGAAAGUGGAAACACCAAAACUUGAUGUUAGUCCCUCAGUUGAAGUCGACAUUCCUAAACUACCUGAAGUGAAGGGAGGAUUUGGAGUUGAUAUUGAUGUACCAAAGAUUGAGCCAUCGCUGAAAAUUGAAGGUGAUAUUCCAGAUUUACCCAAAGUUGAAGCUGAACUUGGAGGCAGAGGUAAUAUUCCAGAUGUAGAGGUUAAAGGAAAAAUUCCUAAAGUUCCAGGAAUUAAGGCAGAUGUUGAUCUUGAUGGAAUAACACCUGAAGUAAGAUUUGAGGGUGAAAUACCAGAAUUACCAAAGGGAAAAGCCAGCUUGGACUUAAGUGGAGCCAUCCCAAGUGUCUCUGGAGAUAUAAAAGGAAUUGAUAUUUCACUACCAGAUAUUCCAAGUCCAAAGAUUGAAGCAGAAAUUAAAGGUGACCUGCCAUCUGUUGAGGUCCCUGAAGCCAAGAUUUCUCUGCCCUCAGGUCCCUCAUUACCAGCUGCAGAGUUUAAGGGAGAAGUUAAGGCCCCAGAGUUAUCUGAAACAGUGAAAAUGCCACAACCUGAAGUUAAGGGCAAGAAAACUAAUCUUGGGUCUUGUUUUGGGAAACCUAAGGUUCCAGUAGAAGGUGAAUAUAGCCUUGGAGUAGUUGAUUCUAAGGUUCCACGUGCAAGGGUUACUGCAGGUACAGAGGGUGACAUAAGUAUUGAGUCCCCUGAUAUGAAGGUUAAAGGACCAAAAGGUAAAAUUGGAUCAUAUUUUGGUAAAGCUAAGAGUCCCAAGGCUAAAGGAGAAUAUUCCCCAACCAAAGCACAGCUGGAAGGAGCAACAGUCAGUGGAAACGAGAGCAUCAGACCCCUUGAAGUUGAUGCUGAUUUUCAGGUUGAAACGCCACAACUGGAAUUAAAAUCAGAAAAACCAAAAGCAAAGUUAGGAUCUUGUUUCGGUAAACCAAAAGGUCCUAAGAUUGAAGGCGAAUAUAAAUCCGGCAAAGUUGAAGGCCCAAAAGUUGAAGGGGAGUAUAAACUAGGAAAAGUUGAAUUUGAAGGUCCAGACGUUAGUGGGAGCGCAAGUACCAUGUCUCCAGAAACUAAGGCUGACAUUGACGCUAAACUUGACCUUAAGGGAAAAGCAGCUAAACCAAAGGCUAAAUUGGGGUCGUGUUUUGGAAAACCUAAGACUCACAAUGUGGAAUAUGAAUAUCAACCUGGGGAGGUUAACAUAGAAGGCCCUGAAGUCAGUGUCAAAUAUCCGGAAGGGGAUGUAUCAGAUUUACCGAAGUUACCCGAUGUAGAUAUAGCAGCGAAAGCCCCUGUCCCUCCAUCUCGUCGAGGUAAAGUAAGAGCAAAAGCAGAAAUCCCUGGCUUUAACAUUGGGGGCAAGGUUCCAGGGUAUGAUGCCAAUAUUGACUUAAAAUCAAAUGUUCCAGAUGUUUUAGUAGGAACGGAAAUCCCCACAAUUGGCGGCGAAGUCGAUUAUAGUUUGAAUGGUCUUACCACAAAACUUGCAGUUGAUGAGCCUGGAUUUGGUGGAGAAUUUGACUUGAAAACUGAAAUUCCCAAAGUAAGUGGUGGUGUAGACAUUAAUGGCUAUGACAGUAAUAUAAAUUUAAAUACAAACUUUCCAAAGGCGAGAGUAGGAGCACAUAUUCCAGGCUACGAGCAAAACUUUGAUAGAAAAACAGAUGUAAAGGGCAAUGUUGACAUAACAGGAAUUGGAGGCAAAUUUGACAUAACAUCUGAUGUCCCAGAUAUCAAAGGUGUUGGUGAUAUUACAGGAUUUGGCGGUAAAAUUAGCCUAAAAACUGAUGUUCCAGAUAUCAAAGGAAAUGCUGAUAUUCCUGGAUUUGGAGACAAAAUUACCUUAAAAACUGAUGUUCCAGAUAUCAGAGGCAGUGCAGAUAUUCCAGGAUUUGGAGGUAAAAUUGAUUUGAAGACUGAUAUUCCAGAUGUAAAUGGCAGUGCUGAUAUUCCAGGAUUUGGAGGAAAAUAUGCAAUAAAAACUGAUCUUCCAGAUAUCAAGGGAAACAUCAAUAUUCCAGGAUUUGGUGGCAAAUUUGGUAUGACAAGUGAUGUUCCAGAUAUUAAGGGAAAUGCUGAUGCUCCAGGAUUUGAAGGAAAAAUUGGCUUGAAAACUGAUAUUCCAGACAUUAAAGGCAGUGCUGGUAUUCCUGGAUUUGGAAACAAAUAUGGCUUGACGGCUGACGUUCCAGAUGUCAAGGGAAGCGUUGAUAUUCCAGGAUUUGGACCCAAAAUUAGUCUGAAAACCGAUAUUCCGGAAAUUAAAGGCGGUGCUAACAUUCCUGGAUUUGGAGGCAAAUUUGGCUUGAAAACCGAAAUUCCUGAUAUCAAAGGCAGUGCUGAUAUACCUGAAUAUAGAAGCAAAUUUGGUUUGACAACUGAUGCUCCAGAUAUCAAAGGAAGUGCAGAUAUUCCUGGAUUUGAAGGUAAGAUUGGCAUGGAAACUGAGAGUCCAGAUAUUACAGACAAAGCCGGUUUUCCUGGAUUUGGAGGCAAAUUUGGCUUAACAGCUAACGUUCCAGAAAUCAAGGGUAGUGCUAAUAUUCCGAGAUUUGGAGGCAAAUUUGAUAUGAAGACUGAUAUUCCAGACAUCAAAGGAAGUGCUGAUAUUCCAGACAUCAAAGGAAGUGCUGAUAUUCCAGACAUCAAAGGAAGUGCUGAUAUUCCAAGAUUUGGAGGAAAAAUUGGCUUGACAACUGAUAUUCCAGACAUCAAAGGAAGUGCUGAUAUUCCAGGAUUUGGAGGAAAAUAUGGCUUGACAACUGAUAUUCCAGACAUCAAAGGAAGUGCUGAUAUUCCUGGAUUUGGAGGAAAAAUUGACUUAAAAGCUGAUGUUCCAGAUAUCAAAGGAAGUGCAGAUAUUCCUGGAUUUGGAGGCAAAAUUGGAUUAACAACUAAUGUUCCGGACAUCAAAGGAAGUGCUGAUAUUCCAGGAUUUGGAGGAAAAAUUGGUUUAAAAGCUGAUGUUCCAGAUAUCAAAGGAAGUGGAGAUAUUCCUGGAUUUGGAGGAAAAAUUGGAUUAACAACUGAUGUUCCAGACAUUAAAGGAAGUGCUGAUAUUCCUGGAUUUGGAGGAAAAAUUGGCUUAAAAGCUGAUGUUCCAGAUAUCAAAGGAAGUGCUGAUAUUCCAAGAUUUGGAGGCAAAAUUGGCUUGACAACUGAUAUUCCAGACAUCAAAGGAAGUGCUGAUAUUCCAAGAUUUGGAGGAAAAAUUGGCUUGACAACUGAUAUUCCAGACAUCGAAGGCAGUGCUGAUAUUCCUCGAUUUGGAGGCAAAAUCGGCUUAAAAGCUGAUGUUCCAGAUAUCAAAGGCAGUGCAGAUAUUCCUGGAUUUGGAAGCAAAAUUGGCUUAAAAGCUGAUGUUCCAGAUAUCAAAGGAAUUGGAGAUAUUCCAGGAUUUGGAGGCAAAAUUGGAUUAACAACUGAUGUUCAAGACAUCAAAGGAAGUGCUGAUAUUCCAGGAUUUGGAGGAAAAAUUGGCUUAAAAGCUGACGUUCCAGAUAUCAAAGGAAGUGCUGAUAUUCCAGGAUUUGGAGGCAAAAUUGGAUUAACAACUGAUGUUCCAGACAUUAAAGGAAGUGCUGAUAUUCCUGGAUUUGGAGGAAAAAUUGGCUUAAAAGCUGAUAUUCCAGAUAUCAAAGGCAGUGCUGAUAUUCCAGGAUUUGGAGGAAAAAUUGGAUUAACAACUGAUAUUCCAGACAUCAAAGGAAGUGCUGAUAUUCCAAGAUUUGGAGGAGAAAUUGACUUGCCAACUGAUAUUCCAGACAUCAAAGGAAGUGCUAAUAUUCCAGGAUUUGGAGGCAAAAUUGGCUUAAAAGCUGAUGUUCCAGAUAUCAAAGGAAGUGCUAAUAUUCCAGGAUUUGGAGACAAAAUUGGCUUGGAAACCGAUGUUCCAAAUAUCAAAGGCAGUGCAGAUAUUCCUGGAUUUGGAGGCAAAAUUGGCUUGAAAGCUGAUGUUCCAGAUAUCAAAGGAAGUGCUGAUAUUCCAGGAUUUGGAGGAAAAAUUGGAUUAAAAGCUGAUGUUCCAGAUAUCAAAGGAAGUGCAGAUAUUCCUGGAUUUGGAGGCAAAAUUGGAUUAACAACUGAUGUUCCAGACAUCAAAGGAAGUGCUGAUAUUCCAGGAUUUGGAGGAAAAAUUGGCUUAAAACCUGAUGUUCCAGAUAUCAAAGGCAGUGCUGAUAUUCCAGGAUUUGGAGGAAAAAUUGGAUUAAAAGCUGAUGUUCCAGAUAUCAAAGGAAGUGCAGAUAUUCCAGGAUUUGGAGGCAAAAUUGGAUUAACAACUGAUAUUCCAGACAUCAAAGGAAGUGCUGAUAUUCCAGGAUUUGGAGGAAAAAUUGGCUUAAAAGCUGAUAUUCCAGACAUCAAAGGAAGUGCUGAUAUACCAAGAUUUGGAGGAGAAAUUGACUUGCCAACUGAUAUUCCAGACAUCAAAGGAAGUGCUAAUAUUCCAGGAUUUGGAGGCAAAAUUGGCUUAAAAGCUGAUGUUCCAGAUAUCAAAGGAAGUGCAGAUAUUCCUGGAUUUGGAGGCAAAAUUGGAUUAACAACUGAUGUUCCAGACAUCAAAGGAAGUGCUGAUAUUCCAGGAUUUGGAGGAAAAAUUGGCUUAAAGGCUGAUGUUCCAGAUAUCAAAGGCAGUGCUGAUAUUCCAGGAUUUGGAGGAAAAAUUGGUUUAACAACUGAUGUUCCAGACAUCAAAGAAAGUGUUGAUAUUCCAGGAUUUGGAGGAAAAAUUGGAUUAACAACUGAUAUUCCAGACAUCAAAGGAAGUGCUGAUAUUCCAAGAUUUGGAGGAGAAAUUGACUUGCCAACUGAUAUUCCACACAUCAAAGGAAGUGCAGAUAUUCCAGGAUUUGGAGGCAAAAUUGGCUUGGAAACCGAUGUUCCAAAUAUCAAAGGCAGUGCAGAUAUUCCUGGAUUUGGAGGCAAAAUUGGCUUAAAAGCUGAUGUUCCAGAUAUCAAAGGCAGUGCAGAUAUUCCAGGAUUUGGAGGAAAAAUUGGCUUAAAAGCUGAUGUUCCAGAUAUCAAAGGCAGUGCAGAUAUUCCUGGAUUUGGAGGCAAAAUUGGCUUGGAAACCGAGGUUCCAGAUAUCAAAGGCAGUGCAGAUAUUCCUGGAUUUGGAGGCAAAAUUGGCUUAAAAGCUGAUGUUCCAGAUAUCAAAGGCAGUGCAGAUAUUCCUGGAUUUGGAGGCAAAAUUGGCUUGGAAACCGAUGUUCCAGAUACCAAAGGAGGUGCUGAUAUUCCAAGAUUUGGAGGAAAAAUUGGCUUGAGAACUGAUAUUCCAGACAUCAAAGGAAAUGCUGAUAUUCCAGGAUUUGGAGGAAAAAUUGGAUUAACAACUGAUAUUCCAGACAUCAAAAGAAGUGCUGAUAUUCCAGGAUUAGGAGGAAAAUGUGGCUUGACAGCUGAUAUUCCAGACAUCAAAGGAAGUGCUGAUAUUGCAGGCUUUGGAGGUAAAAUUGGCUUGGAAACCGAUGUUCCAGAUAUCAAAGGCAGUGCAAAAAUUCCUGGAUUUGGAGGCAAAAUUGGCUUGGAAACCGAGGUUCCAGAUAUCAAAGGCAGUGCAGAUUUUCCUGGAUUUGGAGGCAAAAUUGGCUUAAAAGCUGAUGUUCCAGAUAUCAAAAGCAGUACAGAUAUUUCUGGAUUUGGAGGCAAAAUUGGCUUGGAAACCGAUGUUCCAGAUAUCAAAGGAGGUGCUGAUAUUCCAAGAUUUGGAGGAAAAAUUGGCUUGACAACUGAUAUUCCAGACAUCAAAGGAAGUGCUGAUAUUCCAGGAUUUGGAGGAAUAUGUGGCUUGACAACUGAUAUUCCAGACAUCAAAGGCAGUGCUGAUAUUCUAGAAUUUGGAGGCAAAAUUGGCUUGGAAACCGAUGUUCCAGAUAUCAAAGGCAGUGCAGAUAUUCCUGGAUUUGGAGGCAAAAUCGGCUUAAAAGCAGAUGUUCCAGAUAUCAAAGGCAGUGCAAAUUUUCCUGGAUUUGGAGGCAAAAUUGGGUUAAAAGCUGAUGUUCCAGAUAUCAAAGGAAGUGCUAAUAUUCCAGGAUUUGGAGGCAAAAUUGGCUUGGCAACCGAUAUUCCAAAUAUCAAAGGCAGCGCUGGUAUUCCUGAAGUUGGAGGCAAAAUUGGUUUGACAACUGACGUUCCAGAAAUCAAGAGCAGUGCUGAGAUUCCAGGAUUUGGAAGCAAAAUUGAUUUCAAGACUAAUGUUCCAGAUAUCAAAGGAAGUGCUGAUAUUCCAGGAUUUGGAGGAAAAGUUGGCUUGACAACUGAUAUUCCAGACAUCAAAGGAAGUUCUGAUAUUCCAGGAUUUGGAGGAAAAAUUGGUUUAAAAGCUGAUGUUCCAGACAUCAAAGGAAGUGCUGAUAUUCCAGGAUUUGGUGGAAAAAUUGGCUUGACAACUGAUAUUCCAGACAUUAAAGGAAGUGCUGAUAUUCCAGAAUUUGGAGGAAAAAUUGGCUUGACAACUGAUAUUCCAGACAUCAAAGGAAGUGCUGAUAUUCCAGGAUUUGGAGGAAAAAUUGGCUUAAAAGCUGAUGUUCCAGACAUCAAAGGAAGUGCUGAUAUUCCAGGAUUUGGAGGAAAAAUUGGCUUGACAACUGAUAUUCCAGACAUCAAAAGCAGUGCUGAUAUUCCAGGAUUUGGAGGAAAAAUUGGCUUAAAAGCUGAUGUUCCAGACAUCAAAGGAAGUGCUGAUAUUCCAGGAUUUGGUGGAAAAAUUGGCUUGACAACUGAUAUUCCAAACAUUAAAGGAAGUACUGAUAUUCAAGAAUUUGGAGGAAAAAUUGGCUUGACAACUGAUAUUCCAGACAUCAAAGGAAGUGCUGAUAUUCCAGGAUUUGGAGGAAAAAUUGGCUUAAAAGCUGAUGUUCCAGACAUCAAAGGAAGUGCUGAUAUUCCAGGAUUUGGUGGAAAAAUUGGCUUGACAACUGAUAUUCCAGACAUCAAAGGAAGUGCUGAUAUUCCAGGAUUUGGAGGCAAAAUUGGCUUGGAAACCGAUGUUUCAGAUGUCAAAGGCAGUGCAGAUAUUCCUGGAUUUGGAGGUAAAAUUGGCUUAAAAGCUGAUGUUCCAGAUAUCAAAGGCAGCGCUAGUAUUCCUGAAGUUGGAGGCAAAAUUGGCUUGAAAACUGACGUCCCAGAAAUCAAGAGCAGUACUGAUAUUUCUGGAUUUGAAAGCAAAAUUGAUUUCAAGACUGAUGUUCCAGACAUCAAAGGCAGAGCUGAUAUUCCAGGUUUUGAAAGUAAAUUUGGUUUGAAGACCGAUAGUCCUGACACUGGAGGCAUUUCUGAUAUUUCUGGAUUUGGAGGCAAAAUUGGCAUAAAAGCUGAUGUUCCCGAUAUCAAAGGCAGCGCUAGUAUUCCUGAAGUUGGAGGAAAAAUUGGUUUGACAGGUGACAUCCCAAAAGUCAAGGGCAGCGCUGUUGUUCCAGGACUUAGAGGCAAAAUUGAUUUGAAAACUGAUACUCCGGACGUGAAAGGAAUUGCUGAUAUUCCGGGAUUUGAAGGCAAAUUUGACUUGGAAACUGAUGUUCCAGAUAUCAAAGGCAGUUCUGGUAUUCCUAGAUUUUUAGGGAAAUUUGGGUUGAAAACUGAUUUUCCAGACAUUAAAGGAAGUGCUGAUGUUCCAGGAUUUGGAGGAGAAAUUGGCUUGAAAACAGAUAUUCCAGAUAUCAAAGGUACUGCCGAUAUUCCAGGAUUUGGAAGUAAAAUUAGCAUGAAAACUGAUAUUCCAGAUAUCGAAGGCAGUGCUGAGAUUCCAGAUUUUGUUGGUAAAAUAGGCUUUUCAACAGAUGUUCCUGAGGUAAAAGACAACGCAGAUAUUCCUAGUUUUAAUAAGCCUGACUUAAAGAUUGACGUUCCAAACAUCAAAGGUGGGGUCGAAGUUCCAGGAAUUAGUGACACAGUUUCCUUAAAAACUGAUAUUUCAAAUAUCGAAGGCUGUGUUAAUAUUCCUAGAUUUGGAGGAAAAAUUGACCUGAUAGCUGAUGUUCCAGAUUCUAGUGAUAGUACAAAUAUUCCUGGAUUUGGAGACAAAUUUGAUGUGAAAGCUUAUGAAUCAUCAGAAUUUGAAGACAAAAUUAAGAUGUCAGAUGCCCCAAACGUCAAGGGCAGUACCGUUUUUCCAGGAUUUGGAGUGAAAACUGAUAUAAAAUCUAGUAUUCCAGUACUGAAAGGCAGAACAGAUGUUCCUGGAGCUUUGGGUAAAGUUGAAUUUAAAUCAGAUAUAUCAGGUUAUAAGGGACAUCUCGGCGACGACAGUACUCUUUCUGGUGAUGAUGAUGACGAAGAAUCUCAUGUCAAGGAAACACUAAACACUGGGGAAUUUAAAACAAAAAUACCAUCAUUCAGCAUCAAGUCAUGGGCACCAGAGCCUUCAGUCCCUCUGUCACUCGCAGUUAAUAUUCCUGAAACGAAGCUUGGGACAGCAACAGAGUCUGCUAAACUCGAUCAGAGCUUUGGUGUUCCUGACACUGAUGUAAGUGUUAGUGGACGUGGCUCCAGGAAGAAAAGGAGAAGUGGAUGGAAGAAAGACAAAGCAGAUGUAAAGACUGAAGAAGACGUUGAAGACGAAAAAUCAUCGGAUGCUCGAAGUAAGUCUGGCGGUGGAGCACCAGACUAUACUACUCAUGUGAAGUUUGGUUCUGCUGUACCUUCUGUAACACCACACGAAGGAGGUACUGACAUUACUGCCAAUCUGCCAGAUGUAACAGUAAAAAGCAAAAUACCUAGAUUCACUGGAGUUGUAAGUACAGAGGAGGUGCCAUGUGUGGACUCCACUCACCCGGGUUACCCAAUAGUCAGUAGUUCGGCUAGUCAGGAUUCUAAGGCCGAAAUUAGUGGAAUCCCCGUGCUGAGUGGACGUCUUCCAGAAGCUUAUUUACCACAGGGAGUAGGGGUCUUACAGGGAAACAUUCCAACCACAACAGUCCAGUCUAGUGCACCUCCCAUUGGAUGGGUUAUACCAGCACCAACUGGAUGGGUAAUGCCACCACCUACUUCACAAACUAUUAGUCAGAGGAUUGUAGUUAGAGAUGGACAGCCAUUUACUCAAGAAAUAGUAUUACCACACACACAACUUGCUAGUGACUUAGCGCCAGGGCAAGUAGACUUUUCACACAGUGUUGUGUCAGACGGGUCAGUUCCUCAUAGCGUUAGUAGAGAGUACACAAUAUCCACAGAACAAGAGCGAGCCCAAGAUGUCGAGUCUUAUAUUAAGGGUAAAUUGGGUCCAUUUAAAAUUACUCCCGAAAGAACAGUGAUCGGAAGUAAAACAGAGACGAUAAUUGAAGGUCCUGGCGAUGCAGCCCCCAGCAGGUCUGGGGAGCAGCGGAUCCAGGGCCUGGGGUCAGACCCCGCAGGGGAGUGGGUCAUGGGCCCCUAUUCUUACCAAGUAAGAAUGGAAACGGAUUCAGAAGGUAAAAUAAUAAGAGAACCUGAGGUUAGCGAUGUACAUGGAAGACUGUUGACGGGGGGCGAGGCAGACUCGCGAGGAAGUAAACAGUCUCGAACAGUGUUUGUGACGGAAGAUGCUGGAGGAAGGGUAGUGGUUCACAGAAGAAUGGAACCUUCAAGCACUUCCUUACCAAAGACAGACAGCCAUACAGUGGUAACUCAGGAACUUCCAUCAACCAUUACGUCAACCGUGACUACCAGUGAAUGGCCACCGAAGAGCAUCACAACACAAAGAACUGUUCGGGUUAGGAAAAUUAGGAAAAUCAAAGUUGGCGAUGGACCCGAGGAAACGGUUGUUGAAAGUGAAUACGAGACAAUACCUGGCCAGGAAGAACCUUUCAGAAUUGAAGGUUUUGAUGAGAGUGGGGCUCUGCGAAUCACACCGGGGGCAGAGCAAGAUUUGUCACACCUGCCGCCUGAACUUAGAGAAAGCUCUCUACUCCGCUUUGGUCUCGGCCAAAGGGAGACACCCGGAGAAGCACACCAAACCGUUCAAACAACUGUCAGAAGAAUACCAGAUGAAGAGCUCGGUGCGCUUCUUCCCGAAGGAUUUGACGAAAAUAUCCAUAAAGUUAUGGGCGCGACGACGACAACAACAACAGUGCGGAAAGUCAAGGUAAUAAAAAGGGACGAAAGCGGAAAUAUUAUCGAAUACGAAGACGACAGCGGGGACCUGAGUAUCCUGCCCCCUGACCUGACCUCCGGAGGUGUCACUACCACCACCAAAACCACCGACGGAGGAACGACCACGACCACGACCACACGAGUCAUAAGACGAGUGAUUACAGGUGAGCUGACAGACGACGGCCUCAUAGAGGCUGCGGUGGUCAGCGAGCGUGAGGGCGGAGUAGUGAGGGAAGGAGAGGCCCAGACUUCUGCCUCUCACAGAACACAAAAGCUGACCAACUUCUUCAAGAUGGGUGUGCAGGAUGGAGCAGGUGUGGUGACGCAGGAGCCCCAGGCCCAAGUGUACAGCUCUGCUCCUUUGACCAGCUCCAUCAGUUCUCCACCAAACUCUGAAAUCAAGGAAACCAGUGUGCCCAAGGUGGGCACUGGAGCAGGGAUUGGCUUUGCCCAGCAACAGCCCCAGGUUCGAGUGCUCACCCUGAACCAUGGAGACCAUCUUGACACAACACUCUUCCGCUUGCAAAAAGGAUGGGUCCUCCAGCUCCGUCCAGGUCCAUCACUGCUGGGGAGAAUUGUGAAUGUCUACACCAACCAUCCAGAAGAUAUAGAAGAAGGCUUCUCUCGAACCUGUUAUAGACGCCUCCAAUGGAAGAGCGACUCACGUAAUAAGGGUGAUGACACGGCACUAUAUGUUGAAGUUAUCAUUGUGAUGGCUGGAUCCUUCCACUAUUACUUCACCUACGAGGAUGGUGAGGACCGGGAGAAGGCUCAAGGCUCUGGCUUCUUCCUCGUGGACCCAACUCUGACAGUUGGCCUAAAUGAUGAAGUGUUGAACCAAGAUUGCAUUCAGUGCCAAACAGUAUUGUCAAAAUGUCUAGGACCUUUACCAGAUUGGGAACAAAGACUGCAAGUAGCCUAUGAAACUGGCUACAACAUGAUUCACUUCACACCUGUUCAGGAACUUGGCGAGUCCAAUUCAUCAUACUCUCUCAAGGACCAGCACAGCCUUAACACAGAGUUCCACACUCCUGACCACCAGUAUAGCUUUGAUGAUGUUGAAGCCGUCGUGAAAAAGAUGAAGGAAGAAUGGAAGAUGUUGUCUCUGACUGAUGUGGUGCUGAACCACACAGCAAAUGAUUCCCCGUGGCUUCAAGACCACGCUGAGGCCACGUACAACUGUAGCAACUGUCCCUAUCUCCGUCCCGCAUACCUCCUAGAUCGUGUUCUCUAUCAUAUGACUCUUGAAGUUGCUGAAGGAAAAUGGGAACAUCAAGGUAUUCCAGUAGCUAUCAGAGAAGAAAAACACAUUGAAGCCAUAAAAAAUGCAUUGCAUAGCCACUUCCUACCUCAAGUAAAGCUUCACGAGUUCUAUACUUUGGAUGUAAGCAAGAUUGUUGACGAAUUUCGUCGUAGAAUCUCUGGACCAGUCCCCUUCACUAAGAAACAUGCUGAUGGAACCUCAAAAGAAACAUUGGUGAUCAUUCAGGACCAACAGUAUGGAAGAAAAACGUGUACAAUUGAUAUGAAUAUUGCAAUUAGACUCUACAAUAUGCCCAGUGAGUCGAAUGUGAAGACCCUCCAGGGUAGUGGACCUGAAGCCAAUGAUGAGGAAGAUCGCAUUAUGCGUUGCUGUGCCGAGCUCCGUAAACAUCUGGAAAACCUCAAUGGGCAGCGCACGAGUGAGAUACAGGCACACCUCAUCCAGGCUGUUGAGUGUUGUCUGGGCACUAUUCGAUACCAGCGACUACAACCUGAUGGGCCAAUGAUUGCCGAGGUAUCCGAAGAGAAUCCUUUAGUUCCUCCAUACUUCACCCAUUAUGGCAAGGACACAACCCUGGAGGAAGAAGAGGCCUUAAUGUUUGGCCCAAAUGCUUGCUUUUUGAUGGCCCACAAUGGCUGGGUCAUAGGGGACGAUCCAUUAAAAAAUUUUGCAAGAAAAGAAUCGUAUGUUUACUUGAGGAGAGAACUGGUUGCUUGGGGCGACAGUGUUAAACUUAGGUAUGGAGAUCAGCCUGAAGAUUCUCCCUAUUUGUGGGAUCAUAUGAAACGUUACUGCGAACAUACUGCACAAAUUUUCCAUGGUAUUCGUUUGGACAAUUGCCACUCCACACCAAUUAAUGUUGCUGAGUAUAUGUUGGAUGCAGCAAGAAAAGUUCGGCCAGACCUGUACGUUAUUGCAGAGCUUUUCACCAAUUCUGAUCUCACGGACAACAUUUUCAUAAAUCGCUUGGGAAUCAACUCACUAAUUCGAGAGGCUAUGUCGGCCCCCAACUCUCAUGAAGAGGGUCGUCUUGUUUAUCGUUAUGGAGGAGAACCUGUUGGUGCUUUCCUUCUGCCACCAGUUCGGCCUCUGGUACCUUCCAUAGCUCAUGCUAUGUUCUUAGAUGUGACGCAUGAUAACCGCAGUCCUGCAGAGGUGCGCACAGCUUGGGAUAUGUUGCCAUCUACUGCUCUAGUCAGUAUGGCCUGUUGUGCUUCAGGAUCUAACAGAGGUUAUGAUGAGCUUGUUCCACAUCAUAUUCACGUGGUAGAUGAGACGCGAGUGUAUUCAGCCUGGAAUGACUCUAACCCAUCUCGGGGAGAGGUCAAUAUUAAGAGUGGGAUUAUUGAAUGCAAAAAGCUACUAAAUAAACUUCAUUAUGACAUGGGGGCUAAUGGAUAUUAUCAGGUAUUUGUGGACCAGGUGACGGAGCAUGUGGUGACAGUGACCCGCCACAACCCAGUCACCCACCAGAGUGUUGUGUUGGUGGCAUACACGGCUUUCAAACCACCAUCACAAAUCCGUGACUCCUCUAUCAGGCCUCUAAAAGUGCAGGGCCGUUUGGAAGAGAUAAUUUUUGAAAUGCAAGUCAAAGGAAAGAAGGCGAGUGAUGAAGACAAAAACAUUCCUGGACUCUUCACAAAUGAUUCGGAAUACAUUAAUGGAAUAACUGGAUUUACUGUGGAGGUGAAGGAACGCGUGUCACCCAGUCAGUCAAGUAUGGUACGGGUGACUUCGGGCAGUGAUUCUGAAACUACGGAGUGUGAAUACACACCAAAUUUCACACCUGGAUCAGUCAUUGCCUUCAGACUAAGCUUACUUCCUCGUGCUCAAUCUGCUGUAAAUAAGAUUCGUGGAGCUUUGUCUGAGUUUGGCUAUAAGGGUGAAAUGGGUUCCCGUAUCUCUGAAGUCACCACUAACAAUGCAGCAUUAUCAGAAAUUGUUAGCAAUCUCAGUUUAGUAGACCUUAACCGUGUGCUGUAUCGGUGUGAAGAGGAAGAAAAGGAUGAAGGGCGUGGCUCUGGAUCAUAUACCAUCCCCAACUCUGGACCUCUGGUCUACUGUGGCCUUCAAGGUGUUAUCUCUGUGCUAAGUGAGAUUCGUGUACAUAAUGAUUUGGGUCACCCACUAUGUGGGAAUUUGCGUGAUGGUGACUGGUUGCCAGAUUAUAUUGUGACCAGACUUAAAUUAGAGCCUUCAACCCAACAACUUGCUCUGUGGCUUGAGGAGGUGUUCGGGUGGCUGAAGGAGGUUCCACGCUAUCUCAUCCCCGCUUAUUUUGAUUCCAUUGUUACAAGCAUCUACCUGACUCUCAUCAACAGAGCGUGGUCACUUAUGGGAGAAUUUGUAUCUCAGGGUUCAGAUUUUGUAAAGGCCUUGAGUCUUUGCUCGGUACAGUUCUGUGGCACAGUGAGGUCUUCGUUGUUGCCACCAUUAUCACCAAAUCUAGCAUUACCUCAGCCUCCAGUUGUCUCUGAUGCUUCUGGUAACCAGAUACAGUUGUCUGCUACCAUUGCUGCUGGACUCCCACACUUCUCCGUUGGUUACAUGCGUAAUUGGGGUCGAGAUACUUUUAUUGCACUGCCUGGCAACCUCCUCAUCCCAGGGAGAUAUGAAGAAGCCAGGUGGAUCAUCUUGGCAUUUGCUGGCACCUUACGUCAUGGUCUCAUUCCAAAUCUACUUGAUGGCGGAAUAAAAGCGCGAUUUAAUUGUCGAGAUGCUGUUUGGUUCUGGCUUCAGGCUAUCCAGAGAUAUGUGACAAUUGCUCCGAAUGGCUACCAAAUUCUGAAAGACAAGGUGUCACGUCUUUUCCCAACUGACGAUUCACCCCCACAGGAACCAGGCAAACAUGACCAGCUGUUAGAAGAUGUAAUCCAAGAAGCACUUCAGUGUCAUUUCCAAGGAGUAAAAUUCCGUGAGAGGAAUGCUGGUUUUGAGAUCGAUCGUCAGAUGAGCAACGAGGGUUUCAAUAACGAAAUUGGAGUAGAUUCGGAAACUGGCUUUGUGUACGGGGGCAAUAUUCAUAACUGCGGUACAUGGAUGGACAAGAUGGGAUCCAGUGAGCUGGCUGAUACAAAGGGUAAACCUGCAACUCCUCGUGAUGGAAGUGCAGUAGAGCUCGUUGGUCUGUGCAAGUCUGCUCUACGUUUCUUGGGUCAGAUGCACCAUGAACACAAAUUCAGUUACAACAGUGUUGAGAGACGGGAUGAUACAGGAAAUGUAACUAAGUGGACAUAUGAAUUCUGGGAAAAGAAGAUACAGGAAAACUUUGAAAAGCUUUUCUGGAUCAGUGAACAGCCUGCACCUGAAAGGGAAGCAAAACCAGAGCUGAUCCAUCGGCGAGGCAUCUACAAGGAUUCCUAUAAUGCUUCUCAAUUCUGGGCAGAUUAUCAGCUUCGGUGCAAUUUCCCUAUUGCCAUAGCUGUCGCUCCUGAAAUGGUAACCCCGCAGCAUGCUUGGGUUGCAUUGAAGAAUGCAGAAAAGAUCUUGCUAGGACCUUUGGGUAUAAAGACUCUGGACCCCAAAGAUUGGGCUUAUGAUGGUAACUACGAUAAUUCAAACAAUUCGGCAAAUCCCAAGGUUGCUCAUGGCUUGAACUAUCAUCAGGGACCUGAAUGGCUAUGGCCUGUAGGAUGGCUUCUGCGUGCACAAUUAGCAAUUGCUUCUAAAGUUGGAGGAUUUGAAGAGCUGGGACGUACUUUAGGUCAUGUGAAAUCUCUCAUGGCUCCUCAUCUAACUUACUUGCUGAGUGAUACCUGGCGUUCACUCCCAGAGUUGACCAAUGCUGAAGGUGCCUACUGCAAAGACUCCAACCCAGCACAAUCUUGGAGUACUGGGUGUUUGCUCGAGGUAUUGUGGGAGUUAGACCAAGUAGAACGGAGUCUAAAGCGUUCCAGUAUGACCAGCAUGUGAAGAGAUCCGGGCUACGCCACCAUCCAUGCACUAGAUACACCACUCCAGCAACACCCUUUACCCACACAUGCAUCUUCACAUUUGUGCCAAACAUACCAAGCCAGUGACUCAUUGUUUCAGGCAUCCCCUACUAGUUUACAGUUCCCUCCUGACAGCAACAGGCAGCACCGGAGGUUAAGUCUUCAGACAGAGCAGCAAAUAGCAAUCCUUGACCCAACAUACUCAAGCCUGCAGCAGCGAGCUCCACAAGCCAGCAGGAUUGUUAUCAUACCUAAGAAUAUGGAUCCUCUAUGUUCAUUUUCCAAGGAAGUGGAUGUAGGCAACACAGUUAUAUGUUAUGUUCCACGUAAUGUUGUGUUCAGUGAAGACCCUAACUUUUUUGAUACUGUAAAUGAUGUUGUCCAUGUUAAAUGUUCCCAAUCUGAUGUAAACUUUUCAAUGGCUCUCCUGCGUAAGCCACAGCAUAUCCCAAAAAAUUGUCUUGCUGUUUGGACAGUAGAUGAUCGAAUUAGACAACAUGCGAUGUGGAGUAGCCCGGAAUAUGUUAACUUUAAGCAUGAAAAGCCUCUAAUGAGUGUGAAAGCCCCCUGGUUCAGAGGGAGAAGUGCCACAAAAGGACGCUUGUUACAUCCUUCUUCAAGAGGUCCAGUUUUGACAGGGCCAGUUUAUCAAAGUAGUAGAUCAGGCUCAAAGAAGUACCAGGGUAAAGUACCCAACAUAGUAGCCUUACUGACAAGUCAUGCAAAGUCUCACCACAAAACUCAGAAAACCCUAAUGCAACCUAAUGUCCAGGUAUCAAUGCCAAAGUUUUUCAAAGAUAGCCACUCUGGGACAGAAAGAGGAUUCUGGCAACAGAAAAGAUUCACACCUGUUUCCCAAGAGAUAUACAAAGCUCUAACCAAAGAGAGUAAACAGUGGCAGGAAGAUCUACACACAAAGCAAACAGAACCAGGGGAAGAAAGUGUAGUUAGUCCAACUAUGCAGGAAAUGGAUGUUAUAAGCAAAGAAAAGAGAUAUGGUUUUAGCUACCAUCUCAAUCCUCCAAUCACUACAGGCCAGUUACAUCGUCCAUCAGUUCUCAAUCUGCCACCACCACCACAGAUGCCACUACCACCAGUUCCAGAGGUUCAUGAUCCUGCAGUGCCAGGUCCAUCUUCUAGAAGUGAUAUCCUCUCUCUUGCAGGAAAGCAGAGUGUACCAUGGAAAGAAUUACCACCUCUUCCUAGUAUAUCAAAAGCUCAUGGAUUAUACCAGCCAGUGGCUUAUAAAGCACAACGAAUUUCCGAAUCUGUUACUUUUGUGAAUCCAUAUACUCAAGAAGAAGAACGCGAACCAUCACUGAAGGAGGUUAAAGCAGAUGAUACUACCAUAACUCCUCAUUCGGAAAGGCAAAGGAGAGAGUCCACGUGUCUUUUUUUUCCAGAAGUAGUCAAACCUCAACAUGUAAACAAACAAAAACUUUCUGUUGUGUUAGUUUUGUCUUUGUUUGUUGUUGCCCUUGUCAUGUUCUAUCUUUUUUAUUUUCUUUAGAUUUUCUUUUCUGUACAUUUUUUGUCACUUGUAUAGCUUUACAUUAAUGCAUUAUACAUUACUAGAUGACAUACCUUUAUGCUGUUCUGGUGGAGCUUUUGUAGGCUUAGUGUUGUAGCUUACAUGACGUCCUAAAUACUUUGUUUGAGGGGAAGAUGACAAAAAUUUAUUGGUGAUAAAUUAUCAGAUAUCUAGUAAAUAGAUAUAACAAUUUUGUUUUCAUACCCCUAAGACAUAUGCAAUUCAUAUUGUACAUCUGAUUAGGUAGUGGAGAAUUAGCCUAUACUGUAUAGCAUAGUUAUUAUCCAUGACGUGCUCAUGCAGGUCUAGUUAUUGCAUGUACUCAAUACUUGUUGAUAUCUUACCCUGUGUGUUGCCUAUUAUAGAUUUCUAAAUACUGUUAAAUGAUAUAAAAAAUGUUGCUUUAUGCAUAAGGAUGGUGUUGUUUUGAUAUUUAUAGGUCAUAUGCAUAGUUUAAUGUUUAUAUAUUUUCUUGAUGCUUGUCAAUAAAUUUUAUUGCUGGAA
This is a messenger RNA of Procambarus clarkii (red swamp crayfish), 34157 nucleotides long. Lineage: Eukaryota; Metazoa; Arthropoda; Malacostraca; Decapoda; Cambaridae. The record is from RefSeq and is a predicted model, not a curated record.